Caenorhabditis angaria is the source of this 1374-nucleotide messenger RNA. Lineage: Eukaryota; Metazoa; Nematoda; Chromadorea; Rhabditida; Rhabditidae. The record is from the annotation of a GenBank genome assembly.
AUGCAAUUAUUGGCUUCUUUGGCCGUUUUGGCUUUGGCCACAUGUGUGAAUGCAGGUGUUCAAGAUGCACCAAGUUUUGAUAGCCUGCCAACUGGAAUCAGUCCAGCUGUAAAGGAAGCUGCUCUCAGCACCGAUGCAAAAGACAAAACCCUUGUUGAAAUUGGACAAGUCGCUGAAUCUAUUCUUGAUAAACUUGGAAUGGGAACCAGAGAUGAAUCAAAUAUCAGACGUGCUCCACUUCCAUCAUCAUUCUUUGGAGUAAGUUGAAAAUUUCUAUAAAAGUUCUCAACUUGAUAAAAUUUUCAGAGCGAAGAUGUCAACCAAGUUAUCGAUGAUGCUAAUGCUAACCGCGUUGAUUUACAAGGAAUCACAUCUGGCCAAAUCCCAGGACUUGCUCCAAUUCCAGUCCCAGGAUUCCCAGGACCACAAGAUGCUCCAGUUAUUCCAGGAGUCAACACAAUCCCAGGAUUGAGCAAUUUCAAUUAUCUCGUCGGACAAUUGUUCCCACAAAUGAUUCCACAAGCCAACAGUUUGCUCGGCUCCUCAAUCAGUCGUAUUUUGCCAAAAGACUCUGCUAAAAAUAUUGCCAAGGAUGUUUUCCGUGCAGUUCAUCCAGCUGCUGAAAAUGUUGAUGUUGCUCGUAUGAUGGGAAGAUGGUUCCAAGUUAUCAAUUCGCCACAUGUCAUCCGUGAAGCUUGUACCGUAUCACACUGUGAGUUUAGGCAAGAUUUUUUUAGCGAAAAGGUUUCUGAUUUUUUAUUUUUCCAGUCGGAGCUCUCACCAACAACACCUACUCUGCCUCAUUCACCAUCUUGAAGUUCUACAGAGAAGGAAACCCAAGUGGAUCACCGAGGUUCGUUUGAUUUGAAAAUAAAAUUAAGUUUCAGAGUUCAAAAUUCAAAAUUUCAGAUAUGCUCUUGGAUAUGGAUUCAAAUCUGGAGAAACUGGACAAUUCGUUCUUCACAACAGUAACUCUGCCGAUGCCGAACCUUGUGAGUUUUGUGAAAAGAAAAUUUCGAACAUAAAUCAAUUUUUUUUCAGUCUGGGUGAUCAAGAAGGGACCACUCAAUGAGUACAAACAAUACGAUUAUGCAAUUAUCUCAACCUGGGUUAGAUUCCCAGUAUUUGUUAUUGCUAGAGAUCCAGAAAGAUUCAGACGUGAACACAUGAAAAAUGUAUUGCAAUUCUUGGAAGAUAACAGUGAGUUUUUCUAAAAAAAAUAGGAAACCUUGAAGCUCGUACCUGAAAAAAAUCAUAUUAAUUUUGUGAAUUUCAGACUACAUCAAUGUUAUGACCAAAGCAUUCAACAUGAUCUCGCCAGUUGAUUAUGAAGCCUGUCAAUAUACUCCAACAUUCUCAGGAACUGGAAAAUAA